AUGGCCCCCUUUCGAAUGCCAUUCAGUAACCGCAGGGGUCCGGUCACUAAUGGCCUCGAGCCCAACAAUGAUGAGAAUGCUCGGCCUGCCACAAAUGGUGCGACAGUUGGCAAAGACUCGGUCGCAUUGGCAUCAAAAAGUGCUCGAGAUCAACCGAAUGAGUAUAAAAUGAGCUCUGGAAAAGCCAUCUCCUACAGAAAAGAAGAGCUUCUGGCACAGGACACCCACGUCGACGACAUCUUCGAACCAUCGAAGUCUGAUGUCGGACAACGAACCCUUCUCGAUAUCUCCACGGGCAUGCAGGACAUCUCGGGCAGAUCUCCGGUUUUACGAGGCGACAGCUUUCCAUCUCGUACCUCACUCGACUCGCGGGCUAUGAGGCUACCCCGAUCGUCGGUAAACGGGAGCACGUUCGAGAAACCACAGUCGACAGAAGAAGAAGGCUUUGAGGAUGUAGGCCUACAGGACGAAUCCAAACCAAAAAAGAAGAGCUUCUUGUCUCGUUUCGGAGAAUCAGCUUCUGAUACUCAUAGCUCCACUGGCGAUACCGGCAAAUCACAUUUUGGAUUGCAUCUUCCUGGCAGAAAACGUGGACAGAGUGGACAGGGGGCCGAGCUUGGACAUAUUGAAAGACCAGGAUCUAAGGGCAAAAUCGAUGGUGUUGUCCGAUGA
Endocarpon pusillum Z07020 is the source of this 672-nucleotide messenger RNA. RefSeq lists its product as uncharacterized. Lineage: Eukaryota; Fungi; Ascomycota; Eurotiomycetes; Verrucariales; Verrucariaceae. The transcript is spliced from 3 exons. Bases 1 to 672 code for a protein of 223 amino acids. The record is from RefSeq and is a predicted model, not a curated record.